Messenger RNA from Orcinus orca (killer whale), 728 nucleotides. It is a transcript of the gene OSTN, whose product is annotated as osteocrin. Gene Ontology annotation, biological process: hormone-mediated signaling pathway. Bases 139 to 537 code for a protein of 132 amino acids. NCBI's taxonomy places the organism in Eukaryota, Metazoa, Chordata, Mammalia, Artiodactyla, Delphinidae. The record is from RefSeq and is a predicted model, not a curated record. The transcript has 5 exons. Gene Ontology annotation, molecular function: signaling receptor binding.
AGCAAAGGCAGGGAUUGGAGUAAGGGGUGUAUAACUGAGACUAUAAAAACUCAGAGCAAAAACUCACCAUCAGAGCUGAGUUUGGGAGAAACUGCACAGACAGGACUCUGAAGUGAGAAUCUCCUGAUUUUUCACAAGAUGCUGGACUGGAGAUUGGCAAGUGCACAUUUUAUACUGGCUGCGACGUUGGUGGUCUGGAGCUCAGGAAAAGUGCUCUCAGUGGAUGUCACAGCAGAGGCCUUUGAUUCUAGAGUCUUAGAUGUUCAGUCACCACCCACAGUCAAGGAAGAGAAAUCAGCCACUGAUCUGGCAGCAAAACUCUUACUUCUUGAUGAACUUGUGUCUCUGGAGAAUGAUGUGAUUGAAACAAAGAAGAAAAGAAGCUUCUCUGGUUUUGGUUCUCCCCUGGACAGACUCUCAGCUGGCUCUGUAGAUCAUAAAGGUAAACAGAGGAAAGUAGUAGAUCAUCCAAAAAGGCGAUUUGGUAUCCCCAUGGAUCGGAUUGGUAGAAACCGGCUUUCAAAUUCCAGAGGCUAAUUGAUUCCAAUCACACAACUUCCUUGGGUGAAAUGUCACAGAAAUACGGAAGAUGCUGCAGUGAAGUUCUUCACACUCCACAAUGAUUAAACUUCUAAGGAACCUUCUGUAAUCCUUUCCAGAGCAUUAACUUCAGUUCAUCACAUCACAGUAUUGUUGUAACUUCAAUUAAAUUGUGCAGAUAAUUUCAA